UUAAUUUUCUCACGGGAAACAAACUUGAAAGCUCUUAUAGAUCUGAUAGACAGAUACCUUAUUCUCAUACUACAUUUCCCAGAAGCCCAUGAGUGACAGAUAAAUGGACGAAUCGCUCUUUCCAGGGCUACUUCUCUGGGCGGCUCUGGGUGGGGACGGGACCAUGGAACUUCAAACCGCUCUGCGGCUGCGCAGUGGGCUACUGCGCUCAAAGAUGUGCACAUUGACCCAGAAGAGUCAGAUGCGGAGGUUUGGAUAAAUCAGCCCUCAUUCAGAAAUGGAGACUUUGCAAAAAAUUGGCAGGUAGACAUCCGGCUUUCCUUCAUCUCCACUACUGCCAGUGUGCAGAAGAUAUCUUACAUUUUCACAGACCCUGACAGCAAGUUAACUACAGCAGUUCACUCCUGCCACUCCCCCUCAAAAAGUCUUCAGUAUGUAUCAUAUUGUCCCAGUGGCUCCUGGGGAGCAGCAGACAGCCGGAGGAGCUGGUGGUUCUCCACUGAAGAAGAAACUGGCUCAUGAAGGUCGGCCCCUGGUGAUGGCAGGCAUGUUAGGCUGUGUGUUGGUGCUGGCUGCAGUGGUUUCCUGGUGCUACUACUCCGCGUCCCUCCGUAAAGCCCAGUUGCUGAAGGUUGAGCUGUUGGACCUGAACAAGGACGGUUUUAUUAUUCAUAACCAGACGGGGGCUGUCAUCUUCAGUAUGACGUUCAGGUCUGGCACUCUGGAUCUAGACUCCUGCUCAAAGGAGGGAAAUAUUCUGAGCUGCACUCAGUCAGAUAGUGGCAAGCUCAACUUCUUCAUCCAGACGGUUCAAACAAAAGACACCGUGAUGUGCUACCGUGUUCGCUGGGAGGAGCUGCAAAAUGAGCGCUCAGUGGAGCAUGCCAUGGCCUACAACGACUCUCAUUGGUAUGGAGGGGCAGAGACGGCAACACAGUACUGGCCUAUCAGGAUGCAGGGCGAAAAGGCACCGCAGCCUUUCGUCACCAGUGAUGUCUACUUGAAUCGGAAUGCUUUUGGGGGAAUCUUAGAACGCUAUUGGCUGUCUUCAAAUGCGACCGCCAUCAAGAUUAAUGACUCGGUACCUUUUCAUUUGGGGUGGUCAGAGAAGGACAGGACACUGCGGUUCCAGGCCAGAUACCAGGACUCUCCCUUCAGACCCCCAGAGGGUCAGGAGCCAUUACCUGAACUCAGCUAUAGAGUGUGUGUGGGGUCGGAUGUUACCUCUAUUCACAAAUACAUGGUGCGGCGGUAUUUUCCAAAGCCUAUCAAGGUCCCAUCUCCUGAAGUGUUCAAACAGCCAUUGUGGUCCACGUGGGCUCUCCACAAGACGGCUGUAACUCAGGAGAAGCUGCUGCGUUUUGCCUCUGACAUCACUAAGCAUAGCUUCAAAUGCUCCCAUCUGGAGCUGGACGACCGCUACACUGCUGACUAUGGAGAGUUUGACUUUGACCCGCAGAAGUUCCCCAAUGCUAGCGGUAUGUUUGACAAACUCAGAGAGGAUGGGUUUCAGGUGUCGCUCUGGACACAUCCUUUUAUCAACUAUGACUCCAUUAAUUUUGGUGUUGCUGUGGAGAAAGGACUGUUUGUCCGGGAGCCUAGCGGUGAGCUGCCUGCUCUGGUUCGCUGGUGGAACGGCAUUGGAGGAAUCUUGGACUUUACCAACCCAGAAGCCCGUGAGUGGUAUUCCUCACAUCUAAGUAUGAUCAAAGCCCGCUAUGAUGUGACGUCCUUCAAGUUUGAUGCAGGAGAGACAAGUUAUCUCCCACGCCAGUUUAGCACCCUGGUGCCACUGUCUGACCCCUCCACCUUCACCCGCUACUACACAGAGAUGGCCAUCCCAUUCAGUGAGCGUGCAGAGCUGAGGGUGGGUUACCAGAGUCAGGACAUCUCCUGCUUCUUCAGGAUCAUUGACAGAGACUCUGUGUGGGGUUACGAGCUCGGCCUCAAGUCCAUCAUUCCGACUGUUCUGACUAUUAGCAUUCUGGGCUACCAGUUUGUCUUACCCGAUAUGAUUGGAGGGAAUGCAUACCUCAACCGCACUGCAGGUGGUUUAAAUGGCAAAAAUGUUCUGCCGGACAGAGAGCUGUACAUCCGAUGGUUGGAGCUGUCGGCUUUCAUGCCUGCCAUGCAGUUCUCUAUACCACCGUGGGCCUAUGACAAUGAGGUGGUACAGAUAGCGCAGAAGUUCACAGAGCUUCAUGAAACUCUGGUGGCUCCAAGAGUUCUCGAACUUGCAGGUGAGGUUCUUAAAACAGGAGACCCGAUCAUAAGACCCCUCUGGUGGAUCGCCAACGUUGACGAGGCAGCCUACAAGAUCGACUCCCAGUUCCUGAUCGGGGAUGAUCUGAUGGUGGCUCCAGUGUUGGAGCCAGGAAAGCAGGAGAGGGACAUCUACCUGCCUGCAGGACGAUGGAAAAGCUACAAGGGGGAACAUUUUGAUAAAGGCCCCAUGUACCUUACUGACUACCCUGUCGACCUGGAUGAGAUAGCUUUCUUUACAAGGGUUUACUGAAGACAUUAAAGAGACAUAAAUUCACACACACAUACUGUAUGCAAGUAUGUUCUUGUGAGCACACAUGCCAUGAAAUAGCAGGAGAUGUUUGUUUUUCAAUGGGAAAUGUCAACGAGGGGAUUUGCUGCCAUAGCAGUGAACCUUCUGUCUCCUCUGACCUGCUCUUUCUUCUGACUUCUACCUGCAAAUUAUAGCCGUCCGCCCCAAGAAUUAGAAUGAAACUUGUGUUCACUUCUGAUGCUCUUGCUCCAUCCUUAAGCUGAUCCUCAUCCUCAUGUGCCUUCCACAGCCAAUAAUAAAAAAAGAUCUCUGAUUGUAUUGUUCCUGCAGUCUUCCACCUAAUGGACUAUUAGAUUGUAAAAUUUCUUCAAAGUUUACAGCUAGAAUGGUUUUGGUUUUUAGGGUGAUGAAGCGUAGAUGAAAUGAUAUGUCUUAAAUGUGGCUUGACAGGGCUGGCAAUGAACCAGCAAUAAAUCUGCACUCCAAGUUGGAAAGAUGCACUCUUGCUUAGAGGAAGAAAAGUAAUAAUAAUAUAUACUUUCAUCAAGCCUGCAAGAGGAAUUUCAAAUUUGUCAUCGUCAAAUUUAAGAGAUAUAUAUAUAUAUAUAUAUAUAUAUAUAUACAUACACACACACACACACAUGCAGUAGGACCUAUACACAUGCAUUAUGUUUGGAAGGGUGAGGGUGCCCUUAUAGAAUGGUGCCCUGAACAGUUGGGGGGGUUGGUGCCUUGCUCAAGGGCACCUUGGCAGUGCCCAGAAGGCAAACUGGCACCACUACCAGUCCACACUCUGUACUUUGUUUGUGCAAUUUAUGUCACCAUAGCCACUGCUGUAUUGUGGAUAAAUGUUCCCAACUACCUAUGUUUAAGCAAACAUGCAUUAAUUAGCAUUGGACUGACAACAUCUAACAGUUGUCAGCCACUUUCUCUUUAUAUUCAUGAACUUUUUUUCUUUUGAUUUGGAGGAUAGUAUUUAAGUGUAUAAACAGUAAAUUCAAGUAACUCUGGUUUUAAAUGUAGGUUACUUGUCAUGAUAUUAAUUUUAAGUCAGCAUUCCUUGACCUGUUGUGCCAGUCUGUCAUUUCAGUGCCAAAUCUAAGUAAAAUUCACAGCUCAGGGUAGAUUUGAAAAAAAACAAAAAACAUUUCUUAUGUUGUUGUACUUGUGUUGUUCCAUAGCAAGAAAUCCAUUAAUGACACUAAUGCAACUGGUUUGCCUUGUACUGUAAGACAGGCAUUGUUCUUAAAUGCCAUAUUACAAUGUGCCGUCCCUGUCUUUCUUGUGACUUUAUUUGCCUUAUCAGCUGAACUAAGCUAUGCCAUCCUUAGCACAAAGGACCAGUGGAGGGAUGAAACGCACCUCAGCACACAGUGAUAUGCUUGAUGCUUUGCACCUUUUACAUUUUUAAGCCUUGACAUUGCAAAGUUCUUAAGGAUCUGCCGUCUGAAUACACACGAUUGUCUGCUCUUAUACAGUGAUUUCUGCUAUAAAAGUAAAGCACACCACUGGUGUUAUCAAAAUGCCUUGCCUGCGUAAUAAAAAC
Molecule: messenger RNA, 4061 nt
Organism: Etheostoma spectabile (orangethroat darter)
Lineage: Eukaryota; Metazoa; Chordata; Actinopteri; Perciformes; Percidae
Product: myogenesis-regulating glycosidase
Exons: 6
Coding region: 434-2515 (693 amino acids)
Biological process (GO): skeletal muscle fiber development; carbohydrate metabolic process
Molecular function (GO): hydrolase activity, hydrolyzing O-glycosyl compounds
Source: RefSeq, a predicted model, not a curated record